Annulohypoxylon truncatum is the source of this 2948-nucleotide messenger RNA. RefSeq names its product DNA replication licensing factor mcm7. Gene Ontology annotation, cellular component: nucleus; MCM complex. The record is from RefSeq and is a predicted model, not a curated record. Gene Ontology annotation, biological process: DNA strand elongation involved in DNA replication; DNA replication initiation; DNA replication. Gene Ontology annotation, molecular function: single-stranded DNA binding; ATP hydrolysis activity; ATP binding. The transcript is spliced from 5 exons. Lineage: Eukaryota; Fungi; Ascomycota; Sordariomycetes; Xylariales; Hypoxylaceae. The coding region runs from base 246 to 2729 and encodes 827 amino acids.
GGCUAGUGAACACGCGAAAAUUCGCGUCAACGCGCUUUUUCUCAGGAACCUGGAAGUAGCCGCCCCUCCCCCUGUUGGCGUUUCCAGCCUCCACCGUUCUGCAUAGAGUUAGGUUUGAUAGACGGAUAAACUCUAGGUCAGUGCAAGUAAACAGUCAUUGCGACUUUCGAACUCUAUCGCAAUUCUUCCAACAUCCCACUUCCAGCCAUUAAGAUUCUUACGAGGAAAACUCAAUUGAGUCGACAAUGGCGUUACUUCAAUACAGAAACGUCGUCGAUUACGAGGCGCAACAAGCCGCCUUUGGGAAUUUCCUCGAGAAGUUCAAGACUUCGCCAGAGCAGACAUUAACGCACGCUAUUGGCCAGAUUAAUAUCGACGAGGAUGAUUUAAGCGACGAGUACGAUUUCAUGGACGAAGAUGACGAAGCGCAUGAGCGACGACGAAAAGAGAAAGCCGCGGCGAAAUUGCCAAAGCACAAAUAUGCUGAUAUGAUGCAGAAGCUCGCAGAUCGUACACUCGACGAGGUUUUAAUAGAAUUGGAUGAUAUUGCUGCCUGGGAGGAAGACACAAAUGAAGGGUUGAAACUUGUUGAGUCCAUCGAGUCGAACACCAAACACUAUGUUGAAAUCCUCUCGAGAGCUAUCGACAGCAAGCUACCCCCUCCUACCAAUGGUGUAACAUUCAAAGACGAUGUUUUAGAUGUGAUCAUGGAGAGGAGACAAGCCCGAAACCGUGACCUUGCCGAGGCUGCUGCUAACAAUAACAACCCGGAAUUGCUCGAGUCUACGUUCCCGGCUCAACUCACGAGGCGGUAUACGCUUGUUUUCAAGCCGAGAACGUCUACCAGCGAGAAGCCAGUGAAGGCACUCGCUGUGCGACAAGUACGAGGAGAUCACCUCGGUCACCUCAUUACAGUCCGUGGUAUCGCGACUAGAGUCUCAGAUGUAAAGCCUAUCGUACAAGUCGGCGCCUAUACCUGUGAUCGUUGUGGAUGCGAGAUCUUCCAGCCUGUCAACGACAAGCAAUAUGCGCCCCUUACUAGCUGUCCAUCGCAAGAAUGCAAAGAAAACCAGUCCAAGGGCCAGCUCUUCCAGUCCUCGCGCGCAUCCAAGUUCCUGCCUUUCCAAGAAGUCAAGAUUCAAGAAUUGGCGGAGCAAGUACCCAUUGGCCAAAUUCCGCGAACCCUUACCGUCAUGUGCCACGGAAGCGCCGUUCGCCAGAUUAGCCCUGGAGAUGUCGUAGAUAUUUCCGGAAUUUUCCUCCCUACUCCGUACACCGGGUUUCAGGCGAUGCGAGCCGGUCUUCUAACCGACACGUACGUUGAAGCGCAUCAUAUUGUCCAGCACAAGAAGGCAUAUGAGGAAAUGAUCAUCGAUGACAAGCUUCUAAGACGCAUCAACACUUUCAGCCAGUCAGGCACUGUAUAUGAGAUGCUAGCAAAGUCUAUUGCUCCUGAAAUCUUUGGUCAUCUGGAUGUCAAAAAGGCUCUUCUCUUACUACUUGUUGGUGGUGUCACGAAGACGAUGGGCGACGGUAUGCGGAUCCGUGGUGACAUUAACAUCUGCUUAAUGGGUGACCCUGGUGUUGCUAAGUCUCAGCUUUUGAAGUAUAUCUCCAAGGUCGCACCCCGUGGUGUCUACACAUCCGGCCGUGGUUCCAGCGGUGUCGGUCUAACUGCUGCCGUGAUGCGCGAUCCUGUGACGGAUGAGAUGGUCCUUGAGGGUGGUGCUUUGGUUCUGGCUGACAAUGGUAUCUGCUGCAUCGAUGAAUUCGACAAGAUGGACGAAAACGAUCGUACCGCCAUUCACGAAGUUAUGGAACAGCAGACAAUUUCUAUUUCCAAAGCCGGUAUCUCAACUACGCUCAACGCCAGAACGUCCAUCCUCGCCGCCGCCAACCCUAUCUACGGUCGUUAUAACCCACGCAUAUCACCCGUCGAAAACAUCAAUUUACCAGCUGCACUACUCUCACGUUUCGAUGUCCUGUUCUUACUACUCGACACGCCAACCCGCGAGAGUGACGCACAACUGGCUAAGCACGUAGCCUAUGUACACAUGCACAGCAAGCACCCCGACCUCUACGCAGCCUCUAACGAUAGCGACGGCGCUGCACAGCAGCCCAACGUUGUCUUUACGCCACAUGAGGUGCGCGCGUACGUAGCCCAGGCUCGCACGUACCGACCCACCGUGCCAGAAACUGUAACGGAGUACUUAACCAAGACGUACGUGCGCAUGCGUGAUGCCCAGCGCCGCGCCGAGAAGAAGAACAAGAUGUUCAGCCACACAACUCCCCGUACACUGCUCGGUGUAGUCCGUUUAGCCCAAGCACUAGCCCGACUCCGAUUUGAUACCGAAGUCAACCGCGAUGAUGUCGAUGAGGCGCUUAGGUUGAUGGAGGCUAGCAAGGAAAGUCUCGCGGCGCACGAGGGUAUGGGUGGCAGGAGAACGCUUAACGCUGCUAGUCGUAUUUACAACCUGGUCAAGUCGCUGGCUGAUAGCGGCGCGUGUAGAGCUGGUGACGACGACGAGGAUGAUGGCGAAGAGGGUACGGUGGAACUGAGCAUGCGCAAGGUGCGCGAGCGUGUCCUGGGUAAGGGAUUUACCGAGGACCAGUGGAUAAGUGCGCUGGAGGAGUACACAACCCUUGAUGUCUGGCAAACAGCGGGCAAUGGAAACAGAUUGGUGUUCAUCACGGCGACUGAUAAUGCAGGAGACGAUGAUGACGAGUAGGAUGAUCGAUUGGAUAUGCCGAUAUGAGAGUCAGGGCCUACUGUGUCCUCUAAUGAAUCACGGCGUAGAUGUAAGGGGAUGAAAACGAGCCACGGCGUUACGGUUCCGGCAUCGAGGCUAGCAUCCUAUAGUUGCUUGUUUACUUUUGCGACCUAUUAGUCAGGUUGCUUGAUCUAGAUUAGGAAUGAUUAAACCCCCUUUAAAUGAGCAUGCGUAUUC